AGGAUUAGAUCCAUCUCCGAUUUCUAUGCUCAGCGGCCAAUUUCUAAAUUCAAGCUUCCAUAAUUCAUUUGCCGUAAUUCCCACUCCAAAUAUUGACUGUUGGUCUCAUCCUCGUUGCUCGUCCAAACCGGCAGCUGCAUAGCAAAGCUGCAGAAUCGAUACGAAGUAAAUUGGACGGAGUAUUUAAUUGCGGAAGCUACUUCAAUUUGCAGGAUCCAGUGGCUUAUGGUCUUCUAGCAGUCAGCAUCGAAUCAGCUCUUGCUUCAGCUGGGAGGACUCUGCCCGGUUUUUUAAUUUCUGGGAAUUCAGAAUAAUUUUUAGCCAUCAAAGAUGGAACGGAUGCACAUUGUCUGAAAUUGUGGGAUUUCACUACUUGUAUCAUUUAGCUUCACCAUGGAAGAGGAAAAUGCCAUCGAGCUUUUGCAACGAUUCAGGCGGGACAGACAAAUACUUCUUGAUUUUGUACUGUCUGGUAGCUUGAUAAAGAAAGUUGUAAUGCCUCCAGGUGCAGUUACCCUCGAUGAUGUGGAUCUAGACCAAGUUAGCGUGGAUUAUGUUCUUAAUUGUGCUAAAAAAGGUGCAAUGCUUGAACUAUCUGAAGCCAUUAGAGAUUAUCAUGACCUUACGGAGUUUCCUCAGAUGAACAAUUCAGGUUCUAGCGAUGAAUUUUUCUUGGCUACGGAUCUAGAUUCUUCCGGGUCACCUCCAAAAAGAGCACCGCCGCCUGUUCCUGCUUUCACACCCCCUCCUCCUGUCUAUACACCUCCUGCAGUAAUUACGCCACCACCUAUUGCCGCACCAUCGCUAAUUGAGACAAAUGUAUCACGAUCAGAGUCCUUAGAGUCCUCACAAACUCGGGAACUGACUGUGGAUGACAUUGAAGAUUUUGAGGACGAUGAAGAUCUCGAGGUUAAUAGCCUGAGGAUGUCAAGAAGAAACCCAAAUGACGCAGCUGAUCUGGCUCUGAAAUUGCCCUCUUUUUCAACAGGAAUCACAGAUGACGACCUUCGAGAAACUGCAUAUGAAGUUCUUUUGGCUUGUGCUGGGGCCUCAGGAUAUCCGAGUCAAUGGAUGUGAGAACACGGAAAGGCCUCCUAAAUGCCCUUUCAGGCAAAGUAGGAAAAAGAAUGGAUACCCUGUUAGUUCCUCUGGAAUUGUUGUCUUGUAUCUCCAAAACAGAAUUUUCUGAUAGAAAAGCGUUUUUACGCUGGCAAAAAAGGCAGUUGAACAUAUUGGAGGAGGGGCUUAUUAAUCACCCUGUUGUGGGAUUUGGGGAGUCAGGGCGCAAGGCAAGUGAGUUGAGAAUUCUAUUGUCAAAGAUCGAGGAAUCUGAGUCUCUCCCACCUUCCACUGGAGAACUCCAACGAAUAGAAUGCUUGAGGUCCCUCCGAGAGAUUUCCAUUUCACUUGCUGAGAGGCCAGCUCGGGGAGACUUAACUGGUGAAGUCUGUCAUUGGGCUGAUGGUUAUCAUCUCAAUGUCAGGCUUUAUGAGAAACUUCUUCUUAGUGUCUUCGAUAUGUUAGACGAGGGAAAGUUGACUGAGGAGAUAGAAGAAAUCCUCGAACUCUUGAAGUCAACAUGGCGUAUUCUAGGAAUCACAGAGACCAUCCAUUACACCUGCUUUAUGUGGGUACUGUUUCGUCAGUUUGUUAUUACGUCUGAGCAAGGAAUGCUGCAACAUGCAAUUGAGCAGUUGAAGAAAAUACCAUUGAAGGAACAAAGGGGUCCUCAGGAGAGGUUACACUUAAAAAGUUUGCAUUCAGAACUUGAAGAGGAAGGGAGUUUUCGAGAUUUCUCUUUCCUAAAAUCCUUUAUUGUUCCAAUCCAGAGUUGGGCUGAUAGGCUGCUAGGAGACUACCAUCUGCACUUUUCUGAGGAUCCUAGAAAGAUGGGGAAUAUUGUCACCGUUGCAAUGCUUGCCAGGAGGCUGCUUUUGGAAGAAUCUGAAGCUGCUGCGGAAUCAAUGUCUAGAACAGAUAAAGAGCAGAUUGAAUCCUAUAUAUUAUCAUCCCUUAAGAAUGCGUUUUCCAGAAUUUUGCAUUCUUUGGAGAAAUCUGAGACAAAUCACGAACAUUUUCUAGCCUUGCUUGCUGAAGAAACAAAAAAACUUCUAAAGAGGGAUUCAUCUCUUUUCAUACCAAUUUUAUCUCAGAGGGACGCUCAAGCAACAAUUGUUUCAGCAUCACUUCUCCAUAAACUUUAUGGUUACAGACUGAAACCCUUCCUUGAUGGAGUUGAACAUCUGACGGAGGAUGUUGUAUCUGUAUUUCCGGCAGCCAAUAGCCUCGAGGAGUAUAUAUUAGCCCUUAUCACAUCUGCAUGUGAAGAGCAGGGUGCUGAGAUACACAUCAGAAAACUUGCUCUUUACCAGAUUGAAUCUAUAUCUGGAACCUUGGUGCUGCGAUGGGUCAACUCACAGCUUGGACGGAUCAUGGGAUGGGUGGAAAGAGCUAUUCAACAAGAGCGAUGGAUUCCAAUAUCACCUCAGCAGCGUCACGGAAAUUCAAUUGUUGAAGUUUAUAGGAUGGUUGAGGAGACUGUGGAUCAAUUUUUUGCUCUUCAAGUCCCAAUGAGGCUGACUGAACUUAAUUGCUUGCUUCGUGGUAUUGACAAUGCAUUUCAGGUGUACGCCAGUCAUGUCAUUGAGAAGUUGGCAAACAAGGAGGACCUCAUUCCGCCUCUUCCAAUUCUCACAAGAUACAAGAAGGAAGCUGGAAUAAAAGCUUUUGUGAAGAAGGAAAUAUUUGACUCCAAGAUGUCUGAUGAAAGGAGAUCUACUGAAAUUAACGUGUUGACUACACCAACACUUUGCGUUCAGUUGAAUACAUUAUAUUAUGCAAUUAGCCAGCUGAACAAGUUGGAGGAUAGCAUCUGGGACCGUUGGACAAGCAAAAUAAAUCAUAAAUCUAUAGAUGAAGUAUCGAGAAAUGGCACCAAGAAAAAGGAAUCCUUUGAUGGAAGCCGGAAGGAUAUAAAUAUUGCUACAGAUCGCCUUUGUGAGUUUACUGGAACAAAAAUUGUCUUCUGGGAUUUGAGGGAACCAUUCAUUGAUGGCCUCUAUAAACCUAGUGUUUCUCAUUCUAGGUUGGAAGCUCUAAUUGAACCCCUCGACACGGAACUUAGUAAACUCUGCGAUAUUAUUGUUGAGCCACUCAGGGAUCGCAUUGUAACCAGCCUACUUCAAGCAUCACUGGAUGGCCUUCUUCGAGUGAUCCUAGAUGGAGGGCCAUCACGAGUUUUUAGUACCAGUGAUGCAAAGCUAUUAGAAGAAGAUUUAGAGGUCUUAAAGGAAUUUUUCAUUUCUGGAGGAGAUGGGCUUCCACGAGGGGUGGUCGAAAAUCUGGUAGCAUAUGUACGGGAUGUAAUAAAGUUGCAUGGUUAUGAGACCAGAGAAUUGAUUGAGGACUUGAGAUGUGCUAGUGGACAGAUUCAGAGUAGCAGACACAAACCAGGAGGAGAUUCCAAAACUUUGUUGAGAAUUCUUUGUCAUAGGGGUGAUUCAGAAGCCUCCCAAUUUCUCAAGAAACACUACAAAAUUCCCACGUCCUCAGUGUAAAUUAUACCUCAUCUUACACUGCUCAUUGACACCAAGUUUUGUAUGAAUAUUGCACUGACUUGUCUCUCUUUUCUUUGUUUCUUUGAUAAUAUUUGUGUUGUGAUAGUAGAGAUUGUUGCUUAUAUAUAUAUUUUUUGUACCUAUUUUGUUUCAA
Molecule: messenger RNA, 3711 nt
Organism: Momordica charantia (bitter melon)
Lineage: Eukaryota; Viridiplantae; Streptophyta; Magnoliopsida; Cucurbitales; Cucurbitaceae
Source: RefSeq, a predicted model, not a curated record